Messenger RNA from Aplysia californica (California sea hare), 327 nucleotides. RefSeq names its product temptin-like. Lineage: Eukaryota; Metazoa; Mollusca; Gastropoda; Aplysiida; Aplysiidae. Bases 19 to 327 code for a protein of 102 amino acids. The transcript has 3 exons. The record is from RefSeq and is a predicted model, not a curated record.
GGUCACGUGAGGUCAUGCAUGAAGGAAAACUGUAGCCUUCAGGGAUGGACAAGACAUACGUUAUUACUCCAGUCAGAAGUCAAUAUGCUGUCAAAUGCUUUCCUCAGUCUUCUGUGUGUCAGCGCGGUGCUAUGGGAGCCCAGCUGGGCCUACCUGAGUUACCAAGAACAACUGCCCAACGGAAACAACGUCCAACACCCGUGUAAGGUCAACUACCGGUGGCCAGGACUCGGACACGAGAACCCGCUAGGGGGCGGGGCCAGGAACGUCUUCGGACAGGACUUUGCCCGCCUCGGGCGUACGCUCAAACUAACAAGCUCAAACUGA